AUGAAAACAAAUUUUACAGAAUAGUAAUAAUAAUUGAAAACGAAAGAAAACUUAAUAAUGAGUUUGAAUUAAGACAAAAACUUAAUCUCUCAGUAAUUAGCUACUUUAAAAUAAGCAAAUCAGCAGUUGGAAUUGAAAAAUUAUUCAUAAGAUUUAUUUUUUUCAACAAAAUUUAAAAAAGAUGACCUUAAACUUUUAGAAAAUGGAAGAAUAGCAUAUGCAAAAAAAAAUGUAUGGUAGGUGUCCAUAUUCGAUAUUACAAAUGCAUCAGCUUUAUGCUUUAUGAUGGUUUAUGCUUUAAAGAUGUCAUUUCUAAUGUAUAGAGGAUAGGUUUCUCAAUUAGGACAUGGAUAUAGUUUAUAUUUAUACAAGUUACUAUGUGAUGUGCAAGGAUGGGUUUAUUUAUUCUCAUCAUGAU
Molecule: messenger RNA, 418 nt
Organism: Paramecium sonneborni
Lineage: Eukaryota; Ciliophora; Oligohymenophorea; Peniculida; Parameciidae
Source: the annotation of a GenBank genome assembly